AUGAUCGGUGGAGCUCAACCGCAUUUGACGUCGCAGAGUCGGCCCCCCCACCUUCACCUGAAGGGAUCCCCCCCAGCUCCGACAUCCUUCACCGUUGUCAACUACCCCUCCAGCUCUUCCCCCCUGCGCACAUGCCGUUCUGCUAGCGCCGACGAUCUACCCAUUGGGUGUGGAUGCGAUGCCGACGCGGAGCUCGACUCUGCUGCUGCUAUUCUCGUCGACGUCAUCGUUCUAUUGAUGCUGGAGCUGGAAGCCCCGGUCGCCUCUUUCAUCUGA
Molecule: messenger RNA, 276 nt
Organism: Penicillium waksmanii
Lineage: Eukaryota; Fungi; Ascomycota; Eurotiomycetes; Eurotiales; Aspergillaceae
Exons: 1
Coding region: 1-276 (91 amino acids)
Source: RefSeq, a predicted model, not a curated record